This is a messenger RNA of Verticillium alfalfae VaMs.102, 714 nucleotides long. RefSeq names its product DUF803 domain-containing protein. The transcript has 2 exons. Lineage: Eukaryota; Fungi; Ascomycota; Sordariomycetes; Glomerellales; Plectosphaerellaceae. Gene Ontology annotation, molecular function: magnesium ion transmembrane transporter activity. Gene Ontology annotation, cellular component: membrane. The record is from RefSeq and is a predicted model, not a curated record. The coding region runs from base 1 to 714 and encodes 237 amino acids. Gene Ontology annotation, biological process: magnesium ion transport.
AUGGGGGCACUCGGCGGCAUCUCCCCUGGGGGGACGAUCACGAUCGGCAUCCUAGUCGGCCUCAUGUCCACAAGCGUUCAGAGCUUGGGACUGACCCUGCAGCGCAAGUCGCACAUUCUCGAAGACGAGAAAGCCCCCCACGAGGUCCGACGGCCGCCAUACAGGAGAGGAAGAUGGCAGCUGGGCAUGGGCAUGUUUAUCGCCGCCAACAUCCUAGGCAGCACGGUACAGAUCUCGACGUUACCGCUACCUGUCCUUUCGACCUUGCAAGCCUCCGGGCUCGUCUUCAACUCUAUAUGCGCCACUCUCAUACUGGCUGAGCCAUUCACAAGGUGGUCGCUAUGGGGGACCCUGCUAGUCUGCACCGGUGCCGUGCUGAUUGCCAUCUUCGGCGCGAUCCCAGAGCCAGCGCACGAUCUCAAAGAACUGCUGGCUCUCUUGGGGCGUCGCACGUUCGUGGUGUGGAUGAUUCUUCAGGCGCUGCUCGUACUCGCCAUCGCCAUCAUCACGGACAGUCUGAACCACUUUUCGAACCUCGGACAGAACGCCAAGUUCCGCUUCUUUCGAGGUCUGGCAUACGGCUGCAUCAGCGGCAUUCUGUCCGCGCACUCUUUGCUGGUCGCCAAGUCUGCGGUCGAGCUGAUCAUUAAGACAUUGUCUGGCCCUACCAAUCAGUUGUCCACUGGCAGGCGUGGGCACUCGUGCUGGCUCUGA